Branchiostoma floridae (Florida lancelet) is the source of this 1928-nucleotide messenger RNA. Its product is annotated as B9 domain-containing protein 1-like. Gene Ontology annotation, biological process: cilium assembly. The record is from RefSeq and is a predicted model, not a curated record. The transcript has 8 exons. Gene Ontology annotation, cellular component: MKS complex. Bases 103 to 720 code for a protein of 205 amino acids. Lineage: Eukaryota; Metazoa; Chordata; Leptocardii; Amphioxiformes; Branchiostomatidae.
GAUGAUGUCACGAAAUUAGGGACCUAACCUUUGACCGACAAAAGCUCUGUGCUGAUUGGUCGGUCGCAAAGCAUAGUGGGACAUAUUUUCAGAAACAUCAACAUGGCGGGCAACCCAACAGUGUUUUUGUUGAUGGUCAGCGGACAAAUCGAGAGCGCAGAGUUUCCCGAGUUUGAUGACAUCUACUGCCGAUACUGCUGGGUGUACGGUCAGGAUUGGGUCAUCACCUCCGGUUUGGAAGAUGGCAUCACACAGGUGACCAAGAAAAGUCAGGAUGACAGGAAGCUGUUUGUCUGGAAUUUUCCCCUGGAAGUCACCUUCAAGAGCACCAACCCACAUGGCUGGCCCCAGUUGGUGGUGAGCGCGUACGGUCAGGACGCCUUUGGACGUGACGUGGUGCGGGGUUACAGCUCUGUUCACAUUCCCAUCACACCUGGACAACACACCAGGACAUUACCCAUGUUUGUGCCAGAGUCUACUUCAAAGCUACAGAAGUUUGUCAGUUGGUUUCUGGGAAGGAGACCAGAGUACGUUGACCCCAAAGUGGUUGCCCAGGGAGAGGGAAGAGAAGUAACAAGAGUGAGGAGUCAGGGAAAGGUGCGAGUGUCCUUCAACGUGGUCACCAAGGACAUGAAGAAGCUAGGCUACGACACGACACCGACAGACGCCGGGGCAUCAACGCAACCCGCGGCUACGGGCAUUAUACCUGGUGCCUCAUAGCACUCUAAUAAUAGCAGUAUUUUCAUUUUAGAGGAUUAUCUUUUAUACUGGCCAAGGGCUUCCUUUUUGUAGAGAUAAUUUUUAUGUUGAAUCUUCAAAAAAUUUCGUGGUGCUUUAUUCUUGCUCAGACCAUUCCAUUGCAAUUUUGUGAGACCGUGAAUAUAAGGUCCCAGUUCCUAUUACUAUAGUGACUGUUAUUGUUUCGACGGCGGAUUCAAAACGCUGCAAAACCUCAAUUUCAGUCCUAUUGCAAAAUAGAAUGAGUCCGCAAAGGAAACUGAAUUUACUGUAUAACAGUAGAAUUGUUGCCUUGUUUGAAUAGACUUUGUCACAUAUAUAAACUGUUUGAGAAACUGAGUUAAGAUUUCGUGUGUUGGGUGUCAUGAACAUGUCCAUAAUUGCCAAAGUAUUGCUGUUAUUAUAUUAUUUUUCUAGGGGCCAUGUAGAUUUUAUUGAUAUAUGGAUGACAUCCUCUAGGAACUCCAAAACUGAUUCAAGCAUGGGAAUCAAACGAGUUGCCUUCACUAUGUAAUCUUUGUGGACAGGAAGGUGGAUAAAAAUGAUAAACCGAAUAGUAGAUUCUUUAUUUUCGUUAUUUCACAUCUUCUUUGACUUAAAAAUUGCCGUGGCUCAACGACAUUGAUAUCCAUUUUCUGAUAUUUUUGUUUGCAAUUUACUGCAUUAAUUUACUCAUUUUUAUGAUUUACAUUGUAUGAUUUACAUUGUAAUCAAAAACUUGUUAUAUGUAUCUAAAACCAGACGACAAAUAUAUGCAAGUGGAUGUCAUUCAUACAUUUAGAUUAACAUGGCCGGAGUAGAAGAAUAUUAAAUUAUAAAUUAUAUUUUCAGCAUACGUUACUUGUUCAUACAUUCCCCCUGUCUGUAUUUGACAUGUGACAUAUCUGCCUUUUGUAAAUAUUCCAUUGUUACAUUGUGUGUUAGAUGACAAAUGAGUUGGAUAAAAGAUUGAACUAGUAUACCCAUUGUUUGAUUUGAUAUGCAUAACAAGAUAGAUAAUCAUUUUCCACUGUGAACUUUGGGAAGUCAUUGCUGGAUAUACAGUGUAUAGGAUUGAAAAAAGAGAACAUUUUUCAAUUUCACAUUUGUUCGCACUGUUCAAUCUCUUUAGCAAAUAUGCAAGUUGUCCUUCCAUCUAUAUAAUAAAAAAUAUUGCCAAGUAUUAUACACAUACAUUUUGGGGCUGAAUG